AUGGCCAUGUCCCGCUUCCUGCUGCUGCAAUUUCUGCUGAUGCUCGCCGUCUUGGCGGUGUGGUCGAAGACAAAGAAGCCCACGUACCACUUCCAUCGCUCUCUGUACUCGGCGUAUGCCGCCCAGCAUAAUCCCCGGACACAGAAGAACUACAAGCGCCAUCAUCCUGUCUACCCGGAGGUGAAAACUGCACCUGUGCUGGGCACAGGCGAGGAGCCCCUCAUUAAACUUCGCUCGUCGGCCAUGACCGUAGUUUUGCACGAUCUGCUCGUGCGCAUCUACAACAACGGCCAGUUCCUGUGCGUGGGCACCGUCAUCACCGAUACCCUGGUCGUCACGGCGGCGACCUGCCUCGUCAAUGUGCAGAUUGAGGAGCUCACAAUCAAGAACUUCGAGAACCAGGUGAUGCCAGUAACGCAAAAGAACGAAAGCGAGCACUUCCAUGUGGAUAAGGAUUCGCUGUUGACCAUCCUCGAACUGAAGACUGCCCGCACGAACUCCAGUGUCACCAACAGCGAGGCCAUGCUGUGCGACACCACGCUGCAGCCCCGCUUCGUGGUGCAGCUGGCCACCUACAUACGCACCCGGCACAGUGUCCACACGCAGAACACCGAGGUGCUGCCUCUGGAGGAGUGCCGCAAGCGCAUAAAAGACCCCAGUGGCACGUUGAUCCACGACUCGAUGGUUUGCGUGAAGAACGCCAAGUACUCGACCAAGUGCCAGAACACCAUCGGCAGUCCCCUGGUCUACGAUGGAAAGAUCUGUGCAAUCAAUAUUAUGGGUCACAACUGUCCCGAACCCUUCGGGGUCGACGUCUAUAAGAUGGUCUACAAUGCAGCAGACUAUGUGAUGGAGAAAAUUAAGUUCAUUAAGAACGCCAAGCUGGACAAUGAUUUAUUCUAA
This is a messenger RNA of Drosophila obscura, 903 nucleotides long. Its product is annotated as seminase-like. The transcript has a single exon. Gene Ontology annotation, molecular function: serine-type endopeptidase activity. The record is from RefSeq and is a predicted model, not a curated record. Bases 1 to 903 code for a protein of 300 amino acids. Lineage: Eukaryota; Metazoa; Arthropoda; Insecta; Diptera; Drosophilidae. Gene Ontology annotation, biological process: proteolysis.